Messenger RNA from Pipra filicauda (Wire-tailed manakin), 2422 nucleotides. It is a transcript of the gene BORA, whose product is annotated as BORA aurora kinase A activator. Lineage: Eukaryota; Metazoa; Chordata; Aves; Passeriformes; Pipridae. Bases 157 to 1842 code for a protein of 561 amino acids. Gene Ontology annotation, cellular component: cytoplasm; nucleus. The transcript is spliced from 12 exons. Gene Ontology annotation, biological process: regulation of mitotic spindle organization; activation of protein kinase activity; regulation of mitotic nuclear division. Gene Ontology annotation, molecular function: protein kinase binding. The record is from RefSeq and is a predicted model, not a curated record.
UGAGCGAGCGGCGCGGCGGCAGCGGCCCGGUAACGGCGGCAGGUGUCUGUGGCCCCGACCUCGGCACCCGCGGCAUCGCUCCCUCGGCGCCCGGGGACUGGGAGAGCGGCUCGGCGCGGUGGCACCAUCCCGGGGAGAAGAGAGUAGCUUAGUGUUAUGGGUGAUACAGAAGAAGGUAAAAUGCAGAUAGCACCAGAAACUCCAGGACGAGUUGCAAUCCUGAAUCCAUUUGAAAGUCCCAGUGAUUAUUACACUCUUCAGGAGCAGAUUGUCUCCAGUCCUUCGGUCUUUAAGUCAACAAAAUCCUCAUCAACACCAGGAAAAUUUAGAUGGUCUAUUGAUCAGCUUGCUCUAAUAAAUCCUGUGGAAAUCGACUCAGAAGAUGUUCGACGCCAAGCAAUGUAUUUGAGCCAUGCUAGAAUUGAUAAGGAGACAGAAGACAGAAGGCAAAAAGCUAUUGAGGAGUUUUUCACAAAAAGGCUCAUAGUUCCUUCUCCUUGGAUUGAACAUGAAGGCAAACAAGUUUCUCAGUUUAAUUCAACUAAAUCCAUUGAUCUAAAUAACAUUUCUCCAAUUGGAAGACAGCUAAGCUUGCAGCCUGGAAAGAGCAAUGCUGCUUGUCAGACAGUACUGUCUUUGCCAGUGGAUAUUAAUCUAGAGAAAAUACUAGGUGAAUAUUUUAGAACUGAAGAAUUUGAAGAUCAGUCUCAGGAAAAUCUAAGCUCUUCAUCACUCAGAAGAAAGCUGUUUUUAGAAGAAAAUGGAAGUGUAUCUGCAUGUUUGUCCCCUUCUCUGCAUAGUCCAUGCAGUAGUCAGCCACUUGGAGUGCUUUGUUCAAUAGAACUGUCUCCAGUCCGGUGCAGAAGCCCUCUGGACACAUCUAGUUCAGGCCAGUUUUCUUCAAGUCCUAUUCAGGGAGGAACAAGAGCUUACAGUCUGGGAAGUAUAACCAGUCCCACAUUUUCAGAGGGGUCUCCUGCACGUAGUGGUUCUCCUACUUUUUCACCAAUUGCUUUUCACAUAAGAAAAACACCACUCUCAGACCAAAGAAAAUUUACAUUUCGGUCUCCAGAUAUUCCUUCUUCCUCAAAUAGAAUGACACCGCCAAGUACAAGAAGUCCUUACAUAGAUGAUUGUUCUCCAAUUAAAAAUUGCUCUCCUAUGAGGCUUGGAGCUUGUAGAGGGACUGCCCAGUAUCAGACUUCUGUCAUUAGAAUACCAAUUGCAGUUGAGACUCAUGAUGAGGAUGAGGAAGACAAGGAAAAUGCUUCUCCAGCAGAAGCUCGGUUCCCAGAAAUGGAUAAUGGAAUAAACUUAUGUCAGGAAGACAGUGAUACUUUUGCACAUGGUACACAUCUUGUGGUAGCAACUGUGUCUAUUGCACCAGAUCACUCAGAAGCUUGUCAUCAAAGGUUGUCAUCAUUUCAGGAUAUAGAAGGCUUAAAAGAAAAUAAUACUGUAGAUAUGGCUGAUGCAGCUGAAGUGUCAGAGGAAAACACUUGGAUAAAAGAAACAAUUGGCAAUAGCAAUACACCAAUGACCAGCUUUAUGACAGGCAUUACUUUCAGUAUUGAAAGCUCUCGGAUGUGCAUGUCACCUCUUGCUGAAAGCAGUGCAAUUCCUUGUGACAACAGUAGUAUUCAGGUGGACAGUGGUUACAACACACAGACUUACGGAAACAGCAUUAUGGAUACUGCGGGGGCUGAAAACAGCUGCAGAGAAAAUGAUGUGAAUACUGUAGUUUUUCAGAAUAAAUCUCAGAUGCUUAGAACAAAGCCAGUGAAAGCAGACCUCUGUUCUACCGAGAGUGGAGAUGAAGCAAUCAUCACAAGCUCCUGCUAAAUUGUUUUUCUUUUCUUCUGGUUAAAUUUCAAUUUUACCACAUGACAGUUUUGUAACAUUAUUGAAGGGUAAUAUGGUUCUGUGAAUUUUGUGCCUUACCUUCGGUUCUACCAAGACCAUCCGCAUUUUCUGAUGUUGGAUGUUGGAAUCAUCUAACGUAAUGUUCACUUUAACUUUAUCAAAUACAUGUAAUGUUGUGUCUUCCACAGUAAGUGAUGGUACCUGAAAGUUCAUAUUUUGUAUAAAUACUUGCAAUGUCUUAUGUUUUUAUAGAAAUAAAUAUUUUUGUAGGAAAAUUCAAUCUUACAUGUAAAUAAAAAUGGUCACAAAUUAGUGCCAUAAUAUCUGGUACACAUAAUUAGAUAUCAACAGUAUCACAGAAACCUGUUUGUCAGAACCUGUUUAUUUAGACUUACAAAUACUAUAGCAGCACUACUACUAUGGAUUAAUAAACUUGCAUUUAGAAAAACCUCUUGUACCCUUCUAAAUCCAACUACAAUACACUUUAGUCAUUCUGCUCAAUUACCAAAUAAAAAAAUAAAGGUAUUUAAGAGCAAACCUUAAGAAUAAUAAGAACACA